GCAGAAUGCGGAUGUAGAUUGACGUGCCAAAAAGGAUACGGAGCUCAGCAAGGGGAUAACUGCGCCUCGGUUGCAGCUGCGCACCACAUCUCUUUGAGUUCGUUCAAAGCUAUGAACCCAGGCAUCAACUGUUACUAUUUCUUCGUCGGCCAAUGGCUUUGCGUCAAAGGCACUACUGCAGCACUGUGA
Linum tenue is the source of this 189-nucleotide messenger RNA. The record is from the annotation of a GenBank genome assembly. NCBI's taxonomy places the organism in Eukaryota, Viridiplantae, Streptophyta, Magnoliopsida, Malpighiales, Linaceae.